AUAUUUUUAUUAAGACGUCAGUUUCACCCUGAGAACUACACAAAAGUGAAGUAGAAGUAACCACACGAGCACACACACACAUUUAGGGCAAAUAAUAAGGUUACUACACUUCUGCAAAACUAUUCGUAGUCUCUUAAUGUGAAGUACCGAAAUAAUUAUCAACAAAUAAAGCGAAGUUGAAGGGAGAUGUUCUGUUCCAAGUUGUUUUGUGUUUUAUUCCUAGAGAAACUCUCUUGAUUGGAGCAUUGUUUCAACACCAUGCCCGUGAUUUGGACUCAAUGAGGUCACGUGCUCUGUUGUUGUAGUGUAACCUACAGAGAGCUGGCGAGGUGUUUGAAGAAUUAUUAAUGACCAGAGAUUCCAAUCAUGUCUUCUUCUUGGUGUACUUUAAUGGUCAUCUUGCUCCACACUCUGACUGGACGUACUGACCAGCAGCUGGAUACCACGCACCCAGUCAGACAGACGGUGUAUGGACACAUAAGAGGUUACGUAUACAAGCGCCCUAACGGGAGAGAGGUGGAGAGAUACCUAGGGGUGCCGUUCGCCGCCCCGCCAGUGGGUAAACUAAGAUUUCAGCGUCCAGUGGCGCCCUCAUCUUGGAAAGGUGUUCGGGACGCUACCAACCAGCCGUCUGCUUGCAUGCAGUCGUGGAUAGAUCUACAUUACAUUAGAGACCACAAUCCUGACUUUGAUGGCAGAAUGACAGAAGACUGUCUGCAUGUCAACAUUUAUGUUCCUGUCACAUCUAAGAGACAGGCAAACCUUGAGAAACCUUUUCCUGUGUUGGUUCACAUUCAUGGCGGCUCUAACGAGGCUGGUAUGGGUUCCAUGCUCCAUGGCGAUGUCUUGGCUAGUGAGGGGACAAUGAUUGUCGUCACACUGAACUAUAGACUGGGAGUCCUUGGUUUUCUCAGCGUACCUCACCUAAACAUCCCAGGUAACUAUGGACUCUAUGACCAGACUAUGGCCUUGACCUGGGUGCAAGAAAAUAUUGCAUUCUUUGGUGGAGAUCCUGUCAGGGUGACAGUUCAAGGCCACAGCGCCGGUGGUGCAGAUGUAGGAGUGCAUAUCUUGUCUCCCAUUUCUAAAGGUCUUUUCCAAUACGCCAUUCUAAUGAGUGGCUCACCAACAGCUUACUGGGCAGUCAUUCCGUCUACAGAUCCCAAAGAAGAGAGCGUAGGACCUAACAGCCAUCUCAAAACUUUAGGCUGCUAUUUUAAAGACGACGUCUUACAGACAUGGGCGUGUCUGGAGAAGAUCAACGCCUCUGAAAUAGUCAAUGAUUAUUAUGACCAUGGUUUUGCAUAUUACGACUUCUCUCCGGUUGUUGACGGAACUUUUCUUUUACGGGAUCCCAAACAAGGAAUAGCUGAUGCCGUGAAUGCAAAGUCUGUGAUGAUUGGUCUAGUCAAAGAUGAAGGCUCUCUAACUGUGGACAUAAUAAUGAAAAACGAGAAUGAAAAGGACACGACUGGCAGCUACAUGACCGAGGCUCAGUUCGUCAGAGACAGUCACAACCACGUCCAACCACCGGACUUCUUCAACUACUCCCUACUACGUCAAUUUUCAUCUCCACCUACGGAACCUUACAUAUCUUUUAGUUCAAUGGCAGAUUGGUCCUACUAUAUGUACAAGCCUUGGGCAGACCCACACAACGCCACAGCAGCCAUGAUCAGCUUCUCUGAUCUGAUAGGUGACACGACCUUCACUGCUCCUGCUGUGGACAUAGCAGACAAAUUAUCAGCAAUAACUAACCUGGAGUUGUUUUUGUAUGUCUUUGAACAUAGGUCAGUGAGUUCCAAUUUCCCACCUUGGAUGGGUGUACCACAUGGUCAGGACAUAUUCUUCUUAUUUGGUUGUCCUGUCGAUGGUCAUCCACGCCAUAAUUAUACUGAGCUAGACAAGAAGGUCAGCUUAGGAUUUAUUGAGAUGUGGUCAAAGUUUGUCUACACUGGACUUGCCACUACAGAACACGCAGGGUAUCGAGUGGACAAAACUUUCUUAAGGAUAGCCAGCAACGAAACGGAUCUACUGAUAACCAAGGGAAACUAUCUCCGUGCAUCUCAUGUCGGGUUUUGGAAUGAGUUAUUUCCCUCUCUAAUCACCCACUCAACAGUAGUUAACAAAAUGAGUAGCGACUUCCGCAUCUGGGUGUUGGUCGCCCUGUGUCUUACGCUGUUUGCACUAUUGGUCAUCGCUGUGGUCUGCUUGUUGCACCGGAGACAGGAUGCUCAGCUGGACAUUGGAGUCACUUUAAGUGCUGAAGACGAUGUGGGGAAAAUUCCGAUGUUGUAAUAUUGCGUCAUGUAUGUAUGUGUGUGUGUGGGGGGGGGGGGGGGGGUUCGUAGCGUCCUUAAAUGUCAAUACAGUUUUUGAAACGCUGCUUUGUAGAUCAUUUAAUUAAUAAUUCAAGGGGAUUCAAUCUUUUAAUUAAUAACUAUAGGUCAUUCAAUAAUUUAAUUUAGAACGAUGUAUAAUAGACUCAGGCCAUUCAAUCAUAUAGGCAUACUGCGUCACUGUAGAGAAUCAGACCCUCAGUUUCUUAAAUGUCCCUUAGAGUCUUUUUUUUUUUCAUAGCAAAAAGAUGUUUAUCUACCUCAUCUUACUCAUCCAUAAUAAGUCCUUGCUUAGGAUUCCACUCCAUGUUCAAGUUUUCAGCGCCACUCAGGGAAAACAUUGCUAACUGCGUUUUAUUUCAAACAGCCCUGAUGAACUUAUUCAAACAGCCCUGGUGAACUUAUUCAAACAGCCCUGGUGAACUUAUUCAAACAGCCCUGGUGAACUUAUUCAAACAGCCCUGGUGAACUUAUUCAAACAGAUACAGUCCUGGUGAAACUGUUCAAAAAUCUGAGUCUAAGGUCACUAUAAGUUCACCAUGCCAGAGUUCAUUAUAUCUAAGUUCACCAUGCCAGAGUUCACUAUAUCUAAGUUCACCAUGCCAGAGUUCACUAUAUCUAAGUUCACCAUGCUAAAGGUCAAUAUAGUUAGCCCCAUAGACUUACUAGAGACUUAAAAUUAAUAGACGUUACUUUAGUUAUAUGAAUAUCACUUGGAAAAUAACAGUACUUGACGCUUAAUUCUAGACUGAUAUUUGUAAUACUUUUAAGACUUGAGCAAGUUCUAUGGACUUGCAAAAAUUAGUCAUUUGUAAGAGAAUACUUGGAUAGGUUUAAAAAAAAUGUUGUUUAGCAUCUUUUGUUUUUCUCGAAAGUUUGUUUAUGUUUUCUUUUUAAAAAAGUCCAAAAUCAAUUUCUGUAUUUCUUGUUGUUAGAAUGUUUUUUGUCCAAAUGACUUGUGACUCAAACUAUGGUUAAUUACAAACGAAACAAAGUUUUCAUUUCGUCCACAAGACGUAAGAGACUGUAACAUCGCAAGUUUGUAUUCUGCUAAACAACUUUGAAAUAAACACACACACAAAAACACCCACGAAAAAAAAGAACAAAUCAAUACAAAGAAACACUUUGACAAAAGAAAUUCUUAUCUCUUACUUAGGAACAAAUACAGCAAGUAGUUUUUUCCAGGAUUCCAUGAGUGUACAAUUAAACAAAACAAUGAUUUGAAGAACGUGUAUGUCUAGAUUUUGGAAUGAUCAUCCAUUUUAAUUCCUACAGUAUGCAUCUCACUCUAUUAUGUUGAAAAUAAUAUUUCCUUUUACACUUUAGAAAGGUUUUUACAUAGAAAAUAUAUUUCCUUUUAGACUUUAGAAAUGUUUUUAUGUAGAAAGUAUAUUUCCUUUUAGACAUGAGAUAAGUUGCAUGGUUAAGGCUGGGACUUCAAUAUACCCCAUGCCAUGAAUGUAGGAGAAUGUAUCGGUUAGGUUUCGAGCCACAUGUAAAGAACUUCACGAAAUGUGCCAAAAUGAAUGAAGACUAGGCGGCUUGAACUAAUGAUCUAGUCUUGCAGUCUGCCAUGUCCCUUGUUGCACUGCUUUGAUGUGCCUAGGAUCUAAUUAAGUUUAGAACCUUUUGUAUUCAUCCCAUA
Biomphalaria glabrata is the source of this 3981-nucleotide messenger RNA. Its product is annotated as acetylcholinesterase-like. The transcript has 13 exons. Bases 367 to 2295 code for a protein of 642 amino acids. The record is from RefSeq and is a predicted model, not a curated record. Lineage: Eukaryota; Metazoa; Mollusca; Gastropoda; Planorbidae.